GCCUUCUCAACGGUUUGAUUGUCAGGCAGCAUGUAUGAGGCCGAUUCAGACCGAGGCAGAUGCAGACACUCUGAGACAGGCUAACAACCAUAGAGAACAGCACCUGUAGCUACAAUGCAACCAGUACCUCAGUGAUGGAGAGGGAUCUCCUUAGAAGAGGCACCUUCAGUGGUCAACAUGAGACAGACUGAAGGAACUGAUCCACUCUGAGGGGGUGGGGAUAUCAGAUAACCAAAUUCUGGUUUCACCUUUCGCUAAGAAAAACAGGUUGCCUCAACUCAUCCAAUGGAGACAGAAACAAUGAGAGGGUGAUUGACUGCACAGUUUAGGUGAUUCAGUAAAAAACAACAAUUGUUCAUCAAAAACAAAACGAUGGGAGAGGGAACAGAGAGAGACAGAUCGUUCUCCAUCAAGGGGAGAAGAAAAUACGAGAAGGACGUAGGAGGAGGGGGUAGAUGCUGGAGCAUCAUGGGACGUCAGUGGGCGUUUGUAAGGGCCACACUGAUAGUGGUGAGUCUGGGAGCUCUCUUUCUCUCUCUUGGAGCAUGGACAGUACUGGGACUGGAAGACAUAGAGGAGGAGAGUCCAGGGGAAGCGGAGUCACUGCCACCAGCAAGACCGCUGGACUACCACCUCUGUGUGGAGCUGGUGUUGAGAACCACAGCCAGAGGGGGUGCCAUCGGGCUUCUGAGAGGACUAGCAGCGUUCUCAGUGGUCUGGAUAGCAGAGGUCCUGUCUGGGUCUAAUGGCCUGGUUGCAUCGGUCCUCCGCGCCCCCUUCUUGGGUCUUCUGAUCGGACUGGGGGUGGGUGCUGCAGAUGGGGUGGGCAGGGUGGAGGAGCUCCUAGAGCCUGGGGUGUGGUGGAAGGUUGUGGGUAACGGGGUGAGCGGGACCGGGGUGGGGGCCAGGGUGGCUGCAGUGAGUGGGGUGGUCAUCGCUGGUUUGAUGAGCAUCAUGACGGUCAGGGCGGUGAAGAAUGUGGCAAAGAGCGGCGAGAUCAGGAUGGCACAGUUCAUUACUGUGUCAGUGGCUGUGGGGGCUGCUAGGAUGGUGCUGUGUUUGGCUCCUGGGUGCAUGGCCACAGGAGCCUUGGUUGUAUCCAUCCUAGGGACACGGAGGGACCUCCACAACUUGGGGGCCCUAGUUGUGCUGGGGUUGGGGUGGUGUGCAGGGCAAAGGUGGCUUGGUGGUGGUGGUGGUGUGUCAGUUUUCUUGGUGUGGGAUAAAUUGGGGCAACUCUCACCCAGACAUCUAAUAGGAAGGUUAGUGGGCUUGACUGUAGCUGUGGUUGGAUCCAUGUGCCUGGGGUUCUCUCUGCAGAUGUACUCAGCUCUGGUCAGUGUGUUACUGGGUGCUUCUAUAGCCUUUCUGUCCUGGAGGGGUGGGGAGGCUGUUUGUAAAGUUUUUGCUGAGGUGGUAGAGAGAUUAUUUGUAGCUAUAAGCAUCAAUACAUAUCAUGGACAAGAAGAGAGACUUUUCAAUACCUUUGGAUGGGGAAAGAGGCCUCUCGAUGCUUGACAUAUUUGUCUUCUAAUUUUGUUGUGAUUAAUUACUGUGAUUAGUUGUCUAAAAUGCAUUUAUUUCCCGACAUGACUGUUACAAAUGUUAAAAGUUUAGAAUUUGUCAAAUAGGGCUGCAGAAAGUACAUUUUGUAGUGAACUUUAAUAUUUGCAACCACAAAACACAAUAAAACUACAUACCCUUUUCCAGAAAGGAGCACAGUUUAGAAUUCAGAAUACAGAUGGGUGUAGUAGCUAGCCUGUAGAAUGAACAAGACUAUGAAAACAACAUGAUUUCCACUAGAUGGCACAGCCACAAGGUCAAAUUGUCUAUCCUAAAAAAUUUAUGAAAAUAAAAAUGUGCUUUUUGGUCUUAAUUCAAGGUUUGAGUUAGCCACAAAGUGUUGUUAGGCCUCUGUGCCACCUGGGAGCCUAAGGCACUGCACCGCAGUGCUAGAGGUGUCACUACAGACCCUAGUUCGAUCCCGGGCUGUAUCACAACCAGCUGUGAUCGGGAGUCCUGUAGGGCGGCACAGAAUUGGCCCAGCGUCGUCCAGGUUAGUGGAGGUUUAGCCGGGGUAGGCCGUUAUUGUAAAUAAGAAUUUGUUCUUAACUGACUUGCCUAGUUAAAUAAAGGGGUUAAGUUUAAGAAUCUUUAUUUUAGAAAUAGGCAGGGUUUCUGACUUUGUGGUUGUGGUAAAUGUGACGACCGGAAAACAUUGUGGGACAAGCGCCAAGCCAGAGAUAUUACAGAAAAGUAACUCCAAACCACAGGAGAUUGGUGGCACCCUAAUUGGGGAGGACAGGCUUGUGGUAAUGGCUGGAGCGGAAUUGAAACCGCUUAAGGAUCUGCACCUUUUGUUCAAUUUUUGCCUAAAAUGACAUACCCAAAAACGAACUGCCUGUUGUUCAGGCCCUGAAGCAAGGAUAUGCAUAUACAGUUGAAGUCGGAAGUUUACAUACACUUAGGUUGGAGUCGU
Messenger RNA from Oncorhynchus mykiss (rainbow trout), 2479 nucleotides. NCBI's taxonomy places the organism in Eukaryota, Metazoa, Chordata, Actinopteri, Salmoniformes, Salmonidae. The record is from RefSeq and is a predicted model, not a curated record.